AUGAAAAAUACUGUAGAUGCAUGUAUGAAUGUCAAUGUGUGUAACAAUGUUCAAAUUGUAAAGGGACAAUCUAAAGAGUCUGAGAACGCAGAAUUUGACACUUUUAUAUCAUAUUUUGAUUUUGAUCAGGAAAAUUUGUCAGAUGUACAAUGUGGUAUGUUGAAAAAUUGUUUAUUUAAGCACAGGGAUAUUUUCGUUACCAAAGAAAAUCCAUCAUUAGGUUUUACAUCUCUUGUUGAACAUACUAUUCACUUGAAACCAAAUGCUGUCUCAAAACAUCAUAAGCCUUAUAGACUGUCCCCCGAUAAGAGAGAAGUUCUAAGAACUCAAUUGACUGAAUUGCUAAACCAAGGUAUUAUCACCCCAGUAAAUGAAAAAGAGGAUAUACCAAUAUCCAGCCCUAUUGUUCUUGUUUCCAAGAGGAGACAACCCAAUUCAGGUAAAUCUACAACGCCACAGGAAGCGCACUUAUCCUCGUACAGAUUUUGUUGUGAUUUCCGUUACCUGAACUCACAGACCCAGCCUUUUAGGUACACUAUUCCCAAUCUCCAGGAACUUAUUGAAUCGCUUAAUGUUACUCACCCUAACUUCAUUACAUCAAUAGAUCUAAGUUCAGGAUUUUUUCAAAUGGGGAUAGCUAAGGAUUCUACGAAAUACACAGCAUUUAACACUUGUUUUGGUACGUACAAAUUUUUGCGCUUACCAAUGGGUUUAAGUACUUCACCAAAUAGUUUUCAAUUACUGAUGGACAAACUUUUGCGAGGCUUAACAUACAAGUCUGUGUUGUGUUAUCUAGAUGACGUUAUUGUUUGUUCUAACACGUUUGAAAAGCACUUGUCCGAUUUGUGUGAAGUAUUUCAACGUUUCAAAGAUGCUGGACUUAAACUCAACCCGACUAAGUGUACAUUCGCUCGAGAUCAAUGUGUAUUUUUAGGACAUCACAUUUCCAAAGAUGGCAUACGCCCACCCUCAGUUCGCUUAGAUGUCAUACGCUCAUACCCAACACCUACAUCGCAGAAGCAAUUGCGUAGAGCUAUGGGGCUGUUCAACUGGUUCCGCAAGUUUAUACCCCGGUUUAGUGAUAAAGCUUACCCUCUCAACCUCUUGCUUAAGAAGGGCGUACGUUUUGUGUGGACACAAGAUCACCAAAGAGCUUUUGACGAUAUCAAGGCUGCUCUCGUAAAUUCGGAUGCAUUAGCUUUUCCGGACUACGACCGGGAAUUCAGAUUAGCAGUGGACACCUCUAGCCGAGGAUUAGGGUAUAUGCUCUACCAGAUACACCAAGAUGGUACUCGCCGUGUUGUUCGUUUCGGUUCUAAAGGACUCAACAAAUACCAGCAGAGUUAUGGACCUACGAAACUUGAAUUGCUUGGUAUGGUUUACAGUGUUUUGGACUGUGCUUCAUAUCUUCGUGGACGCCACUUCGUGGUAGAAUGUGACCAUCAAGCGUUACAGCCAUUGUUCCAGAAACAACUACAUGGGGCGAUAUAUGAACGUUGGAUUGCCAUUCUUCAACAAUUUGACCUAGCGAUUGAGUACAAACCAGCGACACAAAUGCAAGUCCCAGAUGCAUUAUCUCGAUGUCAUCCUCAUUCUGACCUUGGAGUGAUGGAUUCUAGUCCAGUCGAGGAAGAUCCAUAUUUUCCAUACAUGACAGAUGUACAUACCACAGGUGUAAAGCUACCAUCAGGAAAACUUUUGAGUGAGGUUCUCAAGGAGACAAACAAGAGUGAACCUGAGGUAAACAGGAUAUCCCUCCUCACGGAAAAUCUGGCUAACCCGAAAUUUGAUUACGAUGCAGAUACAGAGGAUGUGGACGUCAUAUUAUCCAAACAUCGGAAAACUCGCCGCUUACACACAAGAGGAAAAACCCGAGUCUUUCAAACGGCUAAAUCCAUGUGUGAGGAUUAUACAGGGUUAAAGAUAAAUGUGGACACUUGUGAGCAAAUUAACACUGAUACUGACACUUGUGCAAACAUUUCUAGUGAAAAUUCUGACACUUGUGAGAAAAUUCUUUGUGAUAAAACAGACACUUGUGCAGAACCUGUGAAUGAGAUAUGUGAUGAGCUAAGCAUAUCAACUGAGUUGGAAACUCGGCAUAAUCCUCUGACCCUUACAACUGAAAUAGAUGAUAUCAGGGAACUUGAAUCUGAACCCCAUCUAUUCACCAUCCCGAAUAAUGACACUUCUACAGAACCUGUAGUACAAAACAACUUUUACCAGAUUACUACUGAAAUUUCCAGUGACGAAAAGCUUGAGGAACAGGCAGACAAACCACUAGAUGGUGGUGGUAUUUCCUUUCCGGACAACAUUCCUUGCUGUGAGAUAUUCCAGCAUACAACCUUGACACGUACAUCCGUUCGUGACAUGCAGAGGAAUGACAACUACUAUAAACUUAUCAUUGACUACCUGCAAAAUGAUAACUUACCUGAUGGACAAAAAGAGGCACGGCGCAUUAUUUUAGAAAGUGCGGACUAUGCAAUCAUAGGUGACCUACUUUUCCACUCGAGAGUUGCCAAAUCAAAACGGACAAAGGCUAUGUGUCACUAUCAGUUGGCCCUUCCACAAGAUGCGAUUCCAGUCAUCUUACAACUCUACCAUGACUCUUUAUUUAGUGGCCACUGUGGCAUACAGGAAACCCUGGAUAGGAUUAGAGAACAUUAUUUCUUCCCCAAAAUGACAGUUAUAAUAUCAGAUUAUGUGAAAUCCUGUUCGAAGUGCCAAGCACGGAAACUAGGCCGAACUGCUAAACCCAGCAUUACAGCAUUUCCAACACCUACUAAACCCUUUGAUGUAUGGGAAUUGGAUCUCUAUGGACCACUUCCAGUUACUCCGUCCGGGAAAUCCUACAUAUUUACUGCUGUAGAUCUGUUCUCCAAAUACUUGUUUACCAUGCCCAUUGCAAACUCAGAUGCACUUUCCGUUGGUGUUGCCAUUUUUCAUCUCGUUUGUACAUUUGGAGUUUGUAGCACCUUCAUAUCUGAUAGAGGAUCUGAAUUUGUUGCUAAAGCUACAAAAGAAACUUGCAAACUGUUACAGAUCCACCAGGAUUUUACUCCUAGCUACGCCCAUAAUUGUUUAGGAGCUUGUGAAAGAGGUCAUCAUGUGCUUGCUACAAAGCUUACACCGUAUAUGAAUGACCGAAGGAACAAUUGGGAAGAUCUCCUUCCUGCUAUAGUAUUUUCAAUGAAUGCAUCAGUUAACUCGACAUGUGGAUAUUCCCCAUAUGAAAUUGUAUAUGGACACCGACCAAAAUUCCCAUUGUCAGGAGUUCCACUGGACAUGCAAACUUUCCCAAAGGACAUCCAUGACUAUAUGCAAAGUCUUAAACACACUUUAUCUGCAGUGCAUGCAGAUAUGUUGACCCACAUCCAGACUUCACAGACUAAAAUGACGGACUCGGUGAAUGCUAAGAGUCAUCCCACAUCAUUUUCAGUUGGUGAUUAUGUUUAUCUUCAGUCAACACCUAUUGGAACUGGUCAGAAGCUUCAAGAGUUAUUUAAAGGGCCAUAUGUUGUCAAGGAGACUGUUACUGCACAUUUGGUUAUACUCUUCGACCCUUCUACACAGAAGACCUUAGAUAAACCGAUUCACAUAAACAGACUAAAAUAUGCAUAUGUACGUGCACCUACACCAACAAACUAUUUUCAGAUUGCACGCUCAAUCUACAAGGACCAAGCGGUUCAAACUUCUAGCAUAACCCAGGAACUCGAUGAGCCUAGUUCUACCCAAACAAUUACUGACUCUGUUCUGCCAGAGUAUCAAACAUCCAGUUCUCAGGAGUCACAUUCUGUGUCAUCAACACAGUCGGAAUCACCCGUUCAUCCGUCAGCGGAUCCCCAUCCUGCACCAACUGUGUUGCCUCGUCCACGGCGCACAAUACGGAAACCCCUCCGUUACCAGGACAACUGUGUCAAUCCCAGUGACCUUUCAUCAUCCGAUGUUUGUUCUCCAAACAUUCUCUACAAGGUUAAACGCAUUUUAGCCCAAAGAGGUACUGGUCCUAAUGUUGAAUACCUUGUUCACUUUGUGGGGGAACCCUCACAAAAGGCCACUUGGGUUAAAUUUGAGGAUUUAAAUGACACUGCGAGAAAUUUUGUCAAAUCCCACCAAUUGCAAUCUGUUGUAUGUGACAUUGUUGCAUCUGUAUAA
This is a messenger RNA of Saccostrea cuccullata (small rock oyster), 4152 nucleotides long. RefSeq lists its product as uncharacterized. NCBI's taxonomy places the organism in Eukaryota, Metazoa, Mollusca, Bivalvia, Ostreida, Ostreidae. The transcript has a single exon. Gene Ontology annotation, biological process: DNA integration. Gene Ontology annotation, molecular function: nucleic acid binding. The record is from RefSeq and is a predicted model, not a curated record. Bases 1 to 4152 code for a protein of 1383 amino acids.